CCAGAUCUUGAUGAGUGAAGACACUUAUAGGGGGUGGUGCUGAUUCCAAGGUCCUGUCCCCUAAUUGGUUCUUGACCAAUCAAUAAAAAUGCCAGGGGCCAAUUGCUGGGUGGAAUGAAAGAGGCGGGACUUCCGGCUAAGAGACACAGAAAGAGAAAGGGAGAUUUUGUUAUGCUUCGGAGCGAGAAAAGGUGACCAGCCACGUGAGAUAUCAGGUGGAGCGACCACGGCCACCUCCCGAGGCAGGAGAUUAGAAAUGCGACUAAACAAGAAACUAAGAGAAGUUUUUGGUUGCUGAACAAGGAGAAGACGUGGAUUGCCAUUGCAAUUCUGGAGCCUUACAGUCAUGAGGAUCUGAAUUCCAUCACUGGACCCCACAUUGGACAAAACAAAACAGCCGGAAAAUGAGCAUCACGGACAUCCUGAGCGCUGAGGACAUUGCGGCAGCCCUGCAGGAAUGCCAAGACCCAGACACCUUUGAACCACAAAAGUUCUUCCAGACAUCGGGCCUCUCCAAGAUGUCUGCCAGCCAAGUGAAGGAUAUCUUCCGGUUCAUAGACAACGACCAGAGUGGAUACCUGGAUGGAGAUGAGCUCAAGUAUUUCCUACAGAAGUUCCAGAGUGACGCCAGAGAACUGACUGAGUCAGAGACCAAGUCCUUGAUGGACGCGGCGGACAACGACGGAGACGGGAAGAUUGGGGCGGAUGAAUUCCAGGAAAUGGUGCACUCUUAAGGCCCAAGUCUACGGAAGAGAGAGAGGGGAAGGGGCAAAUCUGCCUGAAGGUUUCAAAAGCCCUGGGACUGGGAAGCUCCCCAACCUCUCCCGAACUACUUUACCGAGUCCCCCGAAGCCCUUCUGCACCAUGUUCCUUGUUGAGGGAAUGCAAUGGUUUGUGAUGGUGGGUAGGUCCUGAUAACCUCUGUAAGCACCCCCCCCCCGGCAGACAAUGCCUUUAAAAACCACCCAAUAAAAUCAUUUCUCAUCA
Rattus norvegicus (Norway rat) is the source of this 987-nucleotide messenger RNA. The record is from RefSeq and is a predicted model, not a curated record. NCBI's taxonomy places the organism in Eukaryota, Metazoa, Chordata, Mammalia, Rodentia, Muridae.